Messenger RNA from Batrachochytrium dendrobatidis JAM81, 1990 nucleotides. RefSeq lists its product as uncharacterized. Gene Ontology annotation, cellular component: mitochondrion. Lineage: Eukaryota; Fungi; Chytridiomycota; Chytridiomycetes; Rhizophydiales. The transcript has 2 exons. Gene Ontology annotation, molecular function: protein binding. Gene Ontology annotation, biological process: mitochondrial gene expression. The record is from RefSeq and is a predicted model, not a curated record. Bases 1 to 1911 code for a protein of 636 amino acids.
AUGCCCCAAGUCUUGUGCAGAAGACCUUUGCGGCAGCUGUUGUUUGCCAAGGCAUGGCAGUCUAGAACUCAUAGAAUUAGCCAUCCAUUACAGUCCAAAUUAGACAACAUCCAACCAUUCUCUGUGUCCUCGGCUUCAUACCAAUCAUCAUCUGUCUUUCAACCCAGAAUUAUAUCAAAAAAACCAUCAAAAGGAUUGACUACACAUACCCAGUACAAUCCAGCUGAUUUUGAACAGCAAUUGACUAUUUAUGCAAGAGCAGGUGAUGACAAGUCGGCGCUUGACUAUCUUGCUUUGAAUGGCCAUCCAUCUUGGACUCCUUUGGCCUUGUCUAUAUUUUUAAAACACUUCAAGCCAGAUCAAGAUGCAAGUCGGUUUGUGCAAGUCAUAUCGGAUUUAUUUGAAGAUGGUCGAUGCAUUCAACCCAUUCACUGCUUUAUUGUUGCCGAUCAAAUUGCUGCGUGGCCGUAUGGGAACCUGUUGACUAUGCAGAUUGGCGAUGCUGUCAUACGGAACACUACUCAUUUGGAUCCAAUCGGAUCUCUAGUUUUGCUACUGGCGUGCAAACGAACUUCAUAUACAGCCAUUGAAAAAUCCGUGCCAUUAAUUCAAAAUCCUACUAUGCGUAGCAUCCUGAGUCUGUAUAUCUUUGCUGACCAAAAGAUUCCUCCAGUACGUGAGCGUAUUAUGGAAAGAUUCGAGUUUCUUCAGGAGUUAUUUAAAGAGAUGGAUUGGACGGAUUCAAUUUACCACGAUACAGCAGUUGUAAAACGGAUAAUUGCUGGUGUUAUGAAUGCAGCAUCUGCAACUGGGGAUCCUUCUUUGGUAGAUGCACAAUCGCGAUGGUUCCGAUCUCAUUUACCAACAGCUGUUCUUGAAAAAGUAUCAUUAGAAUUUGAUAUAGCAAUGCUUGAUGCUACUGGUGUACUUGUGUGUCUUGAUCCUGCAAACAAUACCGCUAAUGAAUUUAAAGUAGACGAGAAAAACUCUCAUUCAGAUUUGAAUGGUAGCAUAUCGAUUAAUCUGUUUAGCAGAUCUUACGUAGACGGACCGAUGCGAUUAAAACGGAAAGAAUGGCUUGCUCAAUGCAACACGAUUGUAAACGAUGUGCUCAACCAACAUACACAACCCACUCAACCUAUCAUGGAUGCCAUCAUUAAAUAUUUGGCAACUACGUUGCCUCACCAGUCUGGAAAAUUCAGCAGCAUCAUGCAUCUUUUUAAAACGUUUCAUGAUUUUGAGCAACGUGGGUAUGUUCCUGAGCUUGAAAACUAUCAUGCCCUUCUUUCGUGCAUGAAGAAUCAACACACUUCAAUUGAGGAAUACCCUGGUAGGAUUGGAAUGGAAGCCGUAAAAGUUGUAUACCGCAUGGAAGCAGCAGGAAUCAGACCCACCCAAACGACAUAUUCUUUAGCCUUUCAAGCUGCAGCAAGGGAAGCGACAAAAUAUGUGUCGUUGUAUCUGAUUCAAUUUGAAAACCAUAUGAUCAGUCGCGGAAUAGUACACAACUCCAACCUUGUAGUUCAUGCCAUCCAUGCAUUUUGUAAUGGAAAUUGCAUGGAUGUUGCUGCACAACGACUUCGUGAUAUACGACAUGCAGGAAUUCAGCCUUCUUUAGAGCUCUAUAUCUAUUUUCUCAGUGCUUGCUCCCAGACAUACAAUUUCGGCUUAUUUGCACUCAAAGAACUACGAUGGUGCAUGAAGCGUGAUGGCGUUGAUGCAGAUGUGAAGGCUUAUGCACUUUUCAUUCGGUGCUGCGUCAACACACGAGAUGUCUUUUCAGCCAUCAGUAUUUGUGAAGAGAUGAAGCUAAGAAAAAUGCAGCUCACACAGGAGAUGCGAAAUGAUUUGAUUUUACUAGGAAAUGCGUUUGAUGAGAAUGUUCAGCUAGCACUGCGUGAUCUAAUGUAAACCAUUCUGUAAUCGGAGGACAGCGAUUUCAUCAAACCACAAUUCGAUUGUAUAGUAAUAAAGCAUACAAGUUUAUUUG